AUGAUCCAACACGCUUAUCAGAGGAAUUCUAUCCUCGGGUUGGUUUGGAUGGAGAUUGUAAUCAUGAUACAACAAUUAUUUCAAUUUAUAACAUUUCCAUUGUUGAAUACAUUCAAUUACUUGUAUAUUAAAGAGCAUUAUAUUAAUUUAUCAAACUCGGACCACAUCCGAGAGUCAACACACCACAAAAGACGGUUAAAAAUUGUCCAUUUAACUGAUUUUCAUUUUGAUUAUAGGAUAUCUAGUCAUGAUAAAACAAAUUUAAAAGACAAUCACUUUUCGUUAUUUGAAAAAUUUGUCGUGUGGUGGGGAUGGUUACGAAGGAAUAUACGAUACCAUAGGAUUAGCAAGGCACAAUUGAAAGAAAUAUUACUAGAAAUUGAAAAUAUCUCGAAUAUCGACUUAAUCAUCAUCACUGGAGACGUAUUUGAAGAUUUCUCAAAUAUUGACAUCGAUUGGAUGAUUGAGAAUUUUAUGUCAAAGCUUAAAAAUUAUUGCUCUCUUGGGGUCUAUGGAGUAUUGGGAAAUCAUGAUGAGAGGUACUGCUCUGUAAAAGAUAGAGAAUUUCUCAUUAAAAAGCUGAGCACAGCCAUCACCAUUCUAGACGCUCAGUCUGAAUUCACCAGACACAAGUUCUUUACCACAGUUACCAAAGCCACCGACGAUACCUCGUUUGAUAUUGAAAUUUAUGGAUUUCUAGACUUUUAUAACAGUCACUUUUGGGAAAAUUACCACAAAAUUGUGAAGCAUCUUAAUGAAAAUCCUGUCAAAGAAAAUACCUUACGAUUUUUAUUAAGCCACAACCCAGAUACCAUAGCUUGGAUAAAGAAUGAUGUAUUUCAUUUCGAUAUGAUCUUCAGCGGCCAUACUCAUGGAGGACAAGUAUGCUGUCCAAUACCAUCCUUGAUUUUGAAAAAUAUGUUAGCACUCUUCUGGAGGAUAUACAUGAAAGAUGUGACAUUCGAUCACUUUCUUCAAAUUCACUUUUCUUUUGAACAGGUACAUCAGAUGAAUGAGGGUGUCUUUACUUAUAUUCCUAUAAUACCAAUAAUUAUUUACUUGUACAAGAAGGCAACGUUAUGGACGUUUGUGAGGCACAAGAUUAGCAAACUGAAAAUUGUGCAGAGAGUACUUAAUGUCUGCAAAUACUGGGAGUGGGGCACUGGUUUGUUUGAGUUGAAAUGGCAAGAUGACUCCACUCUAAUAGAUCGUGUAUUUCAUCAUCACCAAAAAGUCUCAUCUCCUCAACAAGAGAUCAACAUUGCAUCCAGUGAAGAUGAAAAUUUUAUCAAACUAAUAUUCCGUACUUACAAAAUUGACAGAAAGCAAUUUGUACACACAUCUGGUGGCUUAGGUACUCACUAUCCAAUGCGAUUAUUCUGCCCUCCAGAAAUUUCAAUUCUUAACCUUAGUUUUUGA
Messenger RNA from Naegleria lovaniensis, 1419 nucleotides. RefSeq lists its product as uncharacterized. The transcript has 2 exons. The record is from RefSeq and is a predicted model, not a curated record. The coding region runs from base 1 to 1419 and encodes 472 amino acids. NCBI's taxonomy places the organism in Eukaryota, Heterolobosea, Eutetramitea, Acrasida, Naegleriidae. Gene Ontology annotation, molecular function: hydrolase activity.